GUGGCAACCAGGGCCAGACGUCUGUCAGGUCGGGAGAACAAGGGCAAGCGUGAGAGAGAAGCAGCAGCAGCAGCAGUUCGGAAAAAGAGAAAGUCAUAGAACUAUCCUUAGCUUUACAGUCGAUCCAGCUGUCCGACAACACACAGUUGAGUAAACUAUCGACACAAUGAUGAUGACCCAGGUGGAGACCACGGUGCACUAUGACAACGGCUAUGAGGAAGAGUACAUGUUACAGGAGGAUGAGUGGGACAGGGACAUGCUGCUGGACCCUGCCUGGGAACAACAGCAGAGGAAAACCUUCACAGCCUGGUGUAACUCCCACCUGAGGAAAGCUGGGACUCAAAUUGAAAAUAUUGAAGAGGACUUCAGGAAUGGACUGAAACUCAUGCUGCUUCUGGAGGUCAUCUCAGGAGAGAGGUUACCCAAGCCAGACAGAGGGAAGAUGCGGUUUCACAAGAUUGCCAACGUCAACAAAGCUUUGGACUUCAUCACGAGCAAAGGAGUGAAACUGGUCUCCAUUGGAGCUGAAGAGAUUGUGGACGGGAAUGUAAAGAUGACUCUUGGAAUGAUCUGGACUAUUAUCCUCCGCUUCGCCAUUCAGGACAUUUCUGUGGAAGAAACAUCUGCCAAGGAGGGUCUCCUCCUGUGGUGCCAGAGAAAGACUGCCCCCUACAGGAAUGUCAACGUUCAAAACUUCCAUGUCAGCUGGAAGGAUGGCCUGGCCUUCUGCGCCCUGAUUCAUAGACACAGACCCGACCUCCUCGACUACUCUAAGCUCAACAAGGAUGAUCCGAUGGGGAACCUGAACCUGGCGUUCGACAUAGCGGAGAAACACCUGGACAUUCCCAAAAUGCUGGAUGCAGAAGAUAUCAUCAACACCCCUAAGCCAGAUGAAAGAGCUAUCAUGACCUAUGUGUCCUGCUUUUACCACGCUUUUGCUGGAGCCGAGCAGGCAGAGACGGCUGCCAACAGGAUCUGUAAGGUGCUUGGUGUAAACCAAGAGAAUGAGAAAAUGAUGGAAGAGUAUGAGAGACUGGCAAGUGAGCUGCUGGAGUGGACCCACCGUACCACUCCCUGGCUCGAGAACCGGACCCCUGAGAAGACCAUGGUGGAGAUGCAGCGGAAACUGGAGGACUUCAGGGACUACAGACGCCAGCACAAGCCCCCGAAGGUGCAGGAGAAGUGCCAGCUGGAAAUUAACUUCAACACCCUGCAGACCAAGUUGCGUAUCAGCAAUCGCCCUGCCUUCAUGCCCUCUGAAGGGAAGAUGGUGUCUGACAUAGCAAGUGCAUGGCAGGGCCUGGAGCAGGCAGAGAAAGGCUACGAGGAGUGGCUCCUUACAGAGAUCCGUAGGCUGGAGAGGCUGGACCACCUGGCUGAAAAGUUUCGCCAGAAAGCAACCAAUCAUGAGAGCUGGGCCAGCGGUAAAGAACUGAUCCUCUCCCAGAAGGACUAUGAAACAGCCACCCUGACAGAAAUCAGAGCAUUGCUUCGAAAACACGAGGCCUUCGAGAGCGACUUGGCAGCUCACCAGGACAGAGUGGAGCAGAUUGCCGCCAUUGCUCAGGAACUUAAUGAGCUGGAUUACCACGAUGUAGCUGCUGUGAACCAGCGCUGCCAAAGCAUCUGUGACCUGUGGGACAAGUUGGGAACCCUGACUCAGAAGAGAAGAGAGUCACUGGAGCGGACAGAUAAACUGCUGGAGACUAUUGAUCAGCUGUUCUUGGAGUUUGCCAAAAGAUCAGCUCCUUUCAACAACUGGAUGGAAGGAGCCAUGGAGGAUCUGCAGGACAUGUUCAUAGUGCAUACUACUGAGGAGGUCCAGAGUCUAAUCUCAGCUCAUGAGCAGUUCAAAGCUACCCUUCCUGAGGCAGAUGCAGAGAGACAGGCCAUCAUGGGAAUCCACAAUGAGGUGCAGAAAAUUUCCCAGAGCUAUGGGAUCAAGGCCAACAUCAUCAAUCCCUACAGCACCAUCACAAUCGAGGAGCUUCUCAACAAGUGGGAUAAGGUGAAGAAGCUGGUUCCUCAGAGAGACGGUGCCCUACAGGAGGAGAUGGCACGCCAGCACGCCCACGAAAGGCUGAGACGACAGUUUGCUGCCCAGGCUAAUCUCAUUGGACCCUGGAUACAGGCCAGGAUGGAGGAAAUUGGGCGCUGCUCCCUGGAGAUAGGAGGCACCCUGGAGGACCAGAUGACCCAACUGAAGCAAUUUGAGCACGUCAUCGUUGCAUACAAGCCAAACAUUGACAAGUUGGAGGGAGACCACCAGCUGAUCCAAGAGUCGCUGGUGUUCGAUAACAAACACACAAACUACACUAUGGAGCACAUCCGUGUGGGGUGGGAGCUGCUCCUCACAACCAUUGCUCGAACCAUCAAUGAGAUUGAAACCCAGAUCUUGACCCGAGAUGCCAAAGGAAUCAGCCAGCAGCAGAUGAAUGAGUUCAGAUCCUCUUUCAACCACUUCGACAGGAAGAAGAAUGGAGCAAUGGAGACAGAUGACUUCAGAGCCUGUCUCAUCUCUAUGGGUUAUGACUUGGGAGAGGUGGAGUUUGCCCGUAUCAUGAUGCUGGUAGACCCCAACGCGACCGGAAUCGUCUCUUUCCAAUCUUUCAUUGACUUCAUGACCAGAGAGACCGCUGACACAGACACUGCCGAGCAAGUUGUGGCAUCCUUCCGGAUCCUGGCAACUGACAAGCCCUACAUACUUGUGGAUGAGCUGAGGAGAGAACUCCCCCCUGAACAAGCAGAGUAUUGCAUCAUGAGGAUGCCACCAUACGCCGGUCCUGGAGCACCACCAGGGGCAUUGGACUACACUGCCUUCUCCACUGCCCUCUAUGGAGAGAGCGACCUUUAACCCACUAGAAACCUUUUCAUCUACUGACCGUUUACCUAACUCCCCGCAACCUCCAACCUGACAUGUUUUGAUGAAUUUAUGGAAUCUAUAAGCAAGUUGGAUCAAAUAUGAUGAAUGAAAUGUGUUUGUGACCAUACCAGGUUUUUUUUGUUGAGUAGUUUUCUGAAGCAUUAGACUGUCUACAAUCAUGCUGCGCAUUGUGUCUACUACUUUGUCCUCUUGGAUUAAAGAUGCCCCCUAAACAAAUUCAAAGUGCCAUGUUCAGAUUAUAUGGAAACAAAGCAUUGUACACUUUAUUGUAUGUGUUAAGGUUUUGGUGCAGAAAGUUAGGGUUCUGUGAUGAAGGCAAAGCUAGAAGAGAAAUCUACUUUUUGAAAAUACAGAUUACAUAAUAGGAUCCUUCUGUUUCGUGCUCAUCUAUUGAAGAAAUCAGACAUGAAAGAAGUCUUUCUUUUAGCAAUGCCAUGUAUUGUUUUCAUACUUCCCCACAGGGCCUUUGUAUUGGGAAUACAGUCUUCUGAUAAGGCAUUUUGAGAUUUUUAAAGUAAAUUUCAGUUUGUAAAAGCAAUUUUAGACUCACUGCCAUUCAACAAUAAACAGUGUAGAAAAUGGGUUCCAAAAAGGACAAAAAUAUACAGUACCAACAGAGAGAAAGUGGGGAAGCCACAUGAGUGCAAAAGUAAAUGUUUACAAUUGUAUAGUUGUUUCAAGGCAGAGAACACGGAAGACUGAGUGUGCAGUAUUCAUGAGAAAUAAUAAAACAUUUUCUCAGGCAGCAACACUUUUAAAGUGCGCUGACAGUACAAUAAACUCCUAAAAUAAAUACACUUAUAAUAAACUAAGGCUCAAAUGAAACACUAAAGAUCAAAUCCUCAUUGAUCGGUGCUAGUAAAAACAGGACUAGAUUAAAAAUAAAGCCUUAUGAGGUAAUCUGCAAGAGAUGCAAAGGAGCUUGUUGACCAUACUGCUUUAUUAAACAUGAAAUGUAUUUGAUAUAUGUCUAGCAUCUUUAUGUAGAUAUUUUUCUUUUGGCUGCCAAAUUUAUUUUGCAGACAGUCUUCUUCAUUUGUCCUUUCCCAGCUGUUUCUAGAGAUGAGUAUUCAUGAUUGUGCUUGUUCUUGCUGAGUUCGAAGCACAUCACUUAUGUAACUCUAUAUUUAGGCAUUUGUUGUACCACUUUAAUGUCUUCACUGACUCAAAAUAUUAACUUAUUAAUCGAGUUAUUUCCCUGUUCUCCUUUGUUGGUACUGUUUAUUUUAGCCUUUUUAUACGGUCUUUUCUAUACUAUUUGAACAUAAAAUGAAGAAACAGAUACAAAUAAUUUCCAUAAUGUCAUAAAUUGAGUAUUUUAGGUAUAUAUUAGUGGUAAUGAUUUAACCAAACUCUGCUAGUGUUGUAUGCUAAUAACACCUGAUUCUGUCUCAAAUUAUUUUAUUUUAAAACAACCUUCAUGUAAUCUUAAUGAAAAAGAAUGAAAAAUCAGACAUUUUGUGAUCUUGAUUUCACAGCCACUGGCAAUUUUGAAACAUGCCAGAAAACACAGUGGAAGUUGUUAAAGUAACGGGAUUUUCUGUUUGGAAGAUCUUCGGCCACUUCACAUAAACCGAAGGCAAGGCACUGGAGUGUGUUGUUAAUUUAAUACUCUAUUUAAAUGCAAGCAGUCCACCUUAGACAUCACGCUAUAGGUGCCAGAGAUGUUCUCAUUUUUAGUGAAGGGUUUGAUUUGUUGAUUUUAGUAGGGAAAUAAAGAUACUCAGGCAGUACUGACACCUUGAAGAAAUUUGCUGGCUCAGCAAUCAAGUCAAUUAGUUAAACUUUGUACUUGAGGUUAUAUGGAUUAAUUAAAUAAACUGUUUGGGACUAAUUCAAACGCGUAUUUCAACCUGAUAAAUCCUUGUUUGUA
This is a messenger RNA of Acanthopagrus latus (yellowfin seabream), 4757 nucleotides long. It is a transcript of the gene actn2b, whose product is annotated as actinin, alpha 2b. Gene Ontology annotation, biological process: muscle cell development; actin cytoskeleton organization. Gene Ontology annotation, cellular component: Z disc; cortical actin cytoskeleton; cell junction. The transcript has 21 exons. Gene Ontology annotation, molecular function: actin filament binding; calcium ion binding. The record is from RefSeq and is a predicted model, not a curated record. NCBI's taxonomy places the organism in Eukaryota, Metazoa, Chordata, Actinopteri, Spariformes, Sparidae. Bases 167 to 2854 code for a protein of 895 amino acids.